UAUAAUUAAGGGGGGGAACUCUAAUUAGAAAGUUUUUUUUCAAAAAACUUUUUUUCUUAAUCGAUAGUUCUAAUCAAGAAUAUGCCUGUAAAAUAUUAAAUCGAAAUCCGAAGUAGUUGUAAAGAUACAGCUCAUAAUACGCGAGCGCGCACCGCAGGUACAAGUACGCGCGCCGGGCGGCUGAGACUCGAGUCGCUCGCAGGUAUAAGACGACUGGAGUUCGACCCCAAAUGAAACCUAUUGUAUUCCUUGUCGGGUAAAGAUGUUUUGACAUAAAAAUUAUAAGUAGAUUACUAAUCUACUUAUAAUAAUAGUAGAUGGCGUUGUGUAUGUAUCUCAAAAUGAAUCUGUUUUAUGGAUCAAGAAAACAGUUAACCUCAGUUCUGUGACGGUUUCUGGCUUGUGUACACGCUAAAAUGUAUCCGAAAGGAAAAAAAGAUACUCCGAAUCGCAUUAAUAGACCGCGUAAACGAAGGUUUCACGGGAACAGAUUUACGAACAGAGACAGUAGCUCCGAUAAUCAAGAAUCCGCGCAAAGUUCUUCGGCCAAAAAAUUGAAUACAUCGAGUAGCGCGGAUAUUUCAGUAAAUCCUCUCCAUUGCUACAAAAUUAUUGAAUUUUUUCAUGUUUUUGGUGCGCUGCAAGAUUUACUCAUUUGUAAAGGAUGUAAAGGAAAAGUGAAAUUCGAAGAAUGCGGCGAUCGAGGUGUGGGGUUCAAACUCGUUGUCAAAUGUAUAUGUGGUCGUACAGAAAUCAAUUCCGGGCCUUUAAUUAAUACAGGCUACGAAAUAAAUCGAAGAUUAGUUCUCGUUAUGAGAAUGUUAGGCCUCGGUAGAGAAGGUGUGAACAUAUUCUGCGGCCUCAUGGAUAUCGGACAAGGUUUAGCUUCGAGUACGUAUGAACUGAUUGUGAAACAUAUUCACAAUGCGUCUAAAUCGACUUUUGAAUUUGUGUGCAAAAAAGCUGUUGACGAGGAAAAAUCAUCCAACGAGAGUCAUGGACAACCAGCAACAGAUUUCGGAGUAUCUGGAGAUGGUACGUGGAAAAAGCGUGGGUUUUCUUCUCUGUUUGGUGUUGCAGUGCUUAUUGGAAAUUUUACGGGCAAAAUAGUGGAUAUGGUCGUAAAAAGUAAAUACUGUCAUGAGUGUGCAAUUUGGAACAAUAAAAGAGACAGUGAGGAGUUUGCUCAUUGGUUGGAAGAACACGAAGCAAACUGUCAAACUAAUCACGAUGGUUCCGCAGGCAAAAUGGAGGUGGAUGGUAUGAAAGAAAUGUUUGGGACUUCCGUUGAGAAAUACGGAGUGAGAUACGUAAAUUACAUUGGAGACGGAGAUUCGAAAACGUUCAAGAGCAUACUGGAUUUAAAUCCAUACGGCGAUGACUGCACGGUAAUCAAAAGCGAAUGUGUUGGACACGUCGAAAAGCGAAUAGGCACCCGACUGCGAAAUAUUAAGAAAGAAAAACUAGGAGGAAGAGGGAAGCUAACUGACGGUGUCAUUGUUAAAUUAACAAAAAAUUAUGGUUUAGCAAUUAGACAAAACAUUGAUUCAGUCUUGAAUAUGAGGACAGCUAUAAUGGCAUCGCUGUAUCAUUAUUGCUCGACGGAUGAUCACCCCAGACACGAAUGUUGCCCGAUAGGUGCGGAUAGUUGGUGUUCGUGGCGUAAAGCGGAAGCACGUGGACAGCUGGACAAUUACACUCAUCCAAAACAACUUAUUUCUUCUGAAAUUGAAAAACACCUUCUCCCCGUUUAUCAGGAUCUGUCAAGGGACGAUCUUCUACAGAGAUGCUUAGGCGGAUACACGCAAAAUCCCAAUGAAAGUUUCAAUUCAACGAUCUGGCGUUUGGCUCCCAAACAUCUGCAUUGUGGCUCUAAAGUACUGGAAAUCGCUUCUUUUUUGACUGCAGGGGCUUUCAAUGAAGGUUAUUCGUCACUUUUAAGAACGAUGCAAUCGUUGGAAAUAACUAUUGGCCGCCAAUGCAAAUCUUUCUGCGACAACCACGACGACCAGCGAAAGACGAGACAGAAUCUUCGUGCACAAGAAAACACGAAGGAGGCACGACAGGCACGACGGCUCUCCAACACUCAACAAAAUGAGUUUUACGAGCAAGAGGAAGGCCUCCUGUAUUCGUGUGGGAUGGCAGAUUAGCCUGGAAAAGCUAUCGAAAAAUAAAGAUGGCAGCGUGUCCGCCAAUUAGACGCAACUGCGCGGAGCGUUGGCAUUCGACGAUAGACUCACGUGUUUACAAUCAGACUUUUUUAAUAAAAAAUAAUUUUUGUAGAGUAAAAACAUACCACAAUAAACUGUAAAAAGUUUAAAC
This is a messenger RNA of Ooceraea biroi (clonal raider ant), 2322 nucleotides long. RefSeq names its product Glutaredoxin 3 (gene Grx3). Gene Ontology annotation, cellular component: cytosol; nucleus. The record is from RefSeq and is a predicted model, not a curated record. Gene Ontology annotation, biological process: intracellular iron ion homeostasis. Lineage: Eukaryota; Metazoa; Arthropoda; Insecta; Hymenoptera; Formicidae.